CGUUACUCAAAGUUUUGCGGUCCACCUCUAAGACACUGGCAAAACAAAACAAAAACCUUCAAAUAAUAAUAAUAAUAACAUUUGCCGGAAAUGCGCUUGACGAAGCUAUGGCAAAAUCGCUCGCCCGGCGAUCGUCACUUGAGCACAUACUUUUGCUUCGCUGCAGUGCGCCUGCUGCUGGUCUUCGUGCCCCAACUGGGCUAUGUGCAUCCCGAUGAGUUCUUCCAGAGCGUGGAGGUGAUGACAGGCGAUCACUUUCGGCUGGAGCACACGCGCACCUGGGAGUUCAACAAUUCGCUGCCCGUGAGGUCAAUAGUUCUCCCGUUUGCCCUGCUCCGGAUUCCCUGGAGUUUCUACGAAUUCAUCGCCGAGUGUGUGAGGGCCGGCUGGCAAUUGGAACUCCUAGGCACCUACACCUAUGUCGUGUUUCCCCGGCUGAUCUACACCCUGAUCUCGUUCAGCAACGACUACUGUUUGUACCGCAUCUGCCGGCUGUAUGGACUCCGCUUCGAGAUCCGCCUUCUGGCCAUGGGCAGCUCCUGGAUUCUCCUCGUCUUUGGCACCCGCACCUUCUCAAACAGCCUGGAAAUGGCCAUGUGCUCCUGGCUGCUCUGCUUGGUCUCCGAAUGCAUGCUGCGCACGAAUACAGUGGUCUACAAGAAGGAGUUCCUGGAGGAGAAGUACGACAAGGCGGAGUCGAUUAGUGAACGAGUGCGAAUUUGGAAGCUAAAGAACUCUUUGCCACCCCACAAUUUGCAGCAUCUGAUGGCCAUGUCCACCAUAUGUGUUGCUGGAGUAUUCAAUAGACCCACCUUCCUGCUCUUUGGAGCACCCAUGGUCUUCUUUUGGCUGCUGCGCGGGAUGGGAACGAGGACCAUCACCUUCAGGGACUUUAAUCUGCGCAUUGUGCUCUUCUGUUUGUGCUCCCUGCCCGCCCUGAUCUUCUUCAUCUUUUGUGAUUCGCUUUAUUACCAGCACCUGACCCUAGGAGAACUGCACAUGAUGCACUUGAGCAUCGACAACUUUGUAUUCACGCCCUGGAACUUCAUCAAAGCCAAUCUGGAUUCGGCUCAGACAGCCAGCCAUGGAGUUCACCCCUGCUAUGUCCACCUGAUGGUCAACAUGCCAAUGCUGUUCAACGUCCUCGCCUUGGCUUCUUUGGGAGCCUUUGCCCAGUUGCUGCUGAGAUUCUUCCGGGCGGAAUACCAAGUGCUGCCGCGCUUCCAGAGUAUCGUGUCAUUGAUGUCGGGGGCCAUCUUUGUGCCCCUGUUCUUUCUCUCCCUGAUCAACCACCAGGAGCCCCGCUUCCUGUUGCCCGUGACCUUUCCGCUCAUACUGCUGCAUGCUCCCAAGCUGAUAACAGGAUUUAGCGCCAAGUAUCCCUUCCAGAAGGAUCACCCGCUGUUGCGCAGUUUCUACGAUAGACUGCUAUCCAGCAAAGCUUCGGGACCCUACCUACUGAAGAUCUGGUACGUGAGCAAUGUGGUGCUGACCCUGUUCUUCGGCUUUAUCCACCAGGCGGGCGUUUAUCCUCUAGCGGCGGACAUCUCACAUGUGAUGGCCACCAAACCGGCAGCAACGCAUGUGCACCUAAUAACAUCACACAUCUACAGCGUGCCCUUGCACCUGAUCAACAUUCCCAGCUCGAGAGUACUGCACUUCAAUAGGCAGACACAUCAGCGAUAUCGCCGCCCAAGAGACUUCUAUAUGUACGAGUAUGGAGGCCUUUCCUUGGACUCCCUGCUGCAGAAGGUAAAACUAAUAAGUGGAAACUGCGAGGUGAAGCGGUCCGGACCAAGUCACUUGCGGUACAAGCUUUAUUUGGCCAUUCCGGCAUCGUUAAGUGCAGAUCUUCACGAGGCGCUGGUUCAGUCCAAUGCCAGCAGCUACCUGAACUUCGAGCUGCUCAAUGUCUUCUAUCCGCAUCUCUCCACGGAGGCGUUUCCCCGCCUCUUGGGCAGGCAUCCCUGCGAUGUGGAUGCUCCCCAUUGGGCACACGACGAUCUCCGGGGCACUUGUGCUGUAGAGCAGCCGCCAGCACUCAGCUUUGCCUACCUGAACAAGCAGUUUAGCUCCUUCGUCCACCAACUGGGAUUGGCGCUUUACGAGAUCGAUGUGAAGCGCAGAAAGCCGCGAUCUGUAUUGCUGAGGAAGGUCUCCUUGACGGAAACCCCGGCGUAGGACUUAUUCUUUGGCCAUUCCAAGUGC
This is a messenger RNA of Drosophila suzukii, 2208 nucleotides long. RefSeq names its product phosphatidylinositol glycan anchor biosynthesis class Z (gene PIG-Z). The record is from RefSeq and is a predicted model, not a curated record. Gene Ontology annotation, molecular function: alpha-1,2-mannosyltransferase activity. Lineage: Eukaryota; Metazoa; Arthropoda; Insecta; Diptera; Drosophilidae. Gene Ontology annotation, cellular component: endoplasmic reticulum membrane. Gene Ontology annotation, biological process: GPI anchor biosynthetic process.